CUGUCUGAAGGGCUGGGGGGACUGACUGCACGCGGACGUUUACUCAGAGACAGCAGUGGCGAGGUGCUCGGGUCUCAGCGCGCGUGCUCUCCUCUGCUCCUGGACUUUCAUGGCUGUGCGCUGAACUGGACGUUUGGUUUCGAUUCAGGACGGAUGGCGCGAAGAAGGAGAAAAAGUGUUCGGAUGAUCCGCCGCUCGUCGCGCCUCUGCCGCAGGAUGUGUGCGUGAGCUGUAGGCAGGGCCGAGGCUGCUGAUGGAGCUCAGGCCGAACUGCAGCGCUGAGUGUGAGGCAGGAUCCUGCUUCAUUCAUCCUGCAGUCAGCAAUCCGCACAGCUGGGACAUUCUGCUGAGACUCUGCACUCUCUCAACGAGGUUGGUGGAGGUGCAGAGCAGGUCUCUGUCUCCAGUUCUUUGUGCCGUGGUCUGGAUGCUGCUCUCCUGCGGGAUCCUGUUGGCCCUCCUCUUCCUCAUCUUCACCCUCCGCUACAAAAACAAUAGGAUUGUGAAGAUGUCCAGCCCCAAUCUGAACGCGCUCACUCUGUUUGGGAGCAUACUGACCUACACUAGUGGGUUCCUGUUCGCCAUAGACGACAGAUCACCCUUACAGACAGCAGGGCCGAGAGCUGUGCUGCAGGUGAGGAUCUGGACUCUGUGUAUUGGCAGUUCUCUGGUGUUUGGACCAAUUCUGGGCAAAACAUGGCGUCUAUACAGGGUCUUCACUCAGCGCGUACCAGACAAGAGAGUGAUCAUUCGAGAUAUUCAGCUCAUGGGUUUGGUGGCUCUGUUGAUUCUGGUGGAUGUGGUGGUUCUAACUGCAUGGGGCCUGACGGACCCCAUCAAGUGUUCCCGAUCAGUCAGCGCUGUGGUCAAGGUAGCAGAGUUUGAUGUGCAUUACUCCUUGUCUCAGCUGGACUCCUGCUCCUCUCACUACUCAGACCUGUGGGUCAUUCUCCUCUCUGCAGUCAAGGGCAGCCUGCUGUUGUAUGGCACAUACCUGGCUGGACUGACCAGCAACGUAAGCCUGCCUCCAGUCAACCAAUCUCUGACCAUCAUGGCAGCGGUGUGUAUGGUUACGAUGUCCACAGCUGUGGCUGUACCGGUCUCUUGCUACCUCUAUGCAUGGCCAAACCUGGUCUACAGCGUGGUGUCUGGAGCCAUCUUCAUCUGCACCACUGCCAUUAACUGCCUACUGUUCGUUCCUCAGUUGACCCAGUGGAGGCAGUUUGAAGAAGAGGUGAAUCCUCACCCCAGCCAGAUGGCCAAGUACUUCAGCAGUCCAAGCAAGAGUCUGCGCUCCAUGUACAGCGAAGACGAAAUUUACUAUCUGCUCGGAGAAAAUGACUCCAUGAAGAGGCUAAUUAGUGAGAAAAAUGCAGUAAUAGACAGCCUCCAAGAGCAGGUGAACAAUGCCAAGGACAAACUGCUGAAGCUGAUGUCUGGAAGCCACCUGCAGGACGAAGGAGAAAUGGACUCAUCCACAACCAACCUCAACUCCUGCUCCACCCAGACCACAGUGGUACCUGCUGAACCUCCUCCUUCUCCUCUCAGAGACUCAGACACUUCUCCUUCAGCUCUCUCCCCUCCACCAUAUGUGCCUCCACCCUCACUUCCUUCUGAACCUUCUUUGGUACCCUUGUAUCAGGCACUUCCUGGAAGUUCAUUAGCAGCCGAUGCAGCUACUUCUGUGCCUUCCCCACCUCCUCGCAGUCCAGACGGAGCUUCACAGAACUCACAGGUUGGCCACUUUAAGCUUGAGUGUGAAAGUUUGACAAGGAACACAGAUGAGGCACAGCAAAAUGUAAACACAAUCACACCUGUGGAGCCUGGACCUUCAGUAACAGUAAACAUGGCAUCCAAUUCACCUGUUAGCCUGAGUAACUUGCAGGGUUCCACAGCCCUGUGCCCUGCUUGGGCCAGUGUGCCUCAAGGCGAUGCAGCAGAGUCCACUGUGUCAUCAGGGGUAGCAGAGGUAGGUCGCCAGGGUUUCGUGAGCAGCGAGCAACUGCAGGAGAUUCUUCGGGACCUGAGUGUAAAUGCUGUGAGCACCUCGCUCCGAUCACCCUGUGGAGUGAGGAGACCGUCUAAUCCUGCUCGUGAUGACCUAAAUGCCCUCAUCACUUUCUCUCCCCUCUCUCCUCUUUCCCCUCGAUCUCCCUUGCACUUCUACUUCCCCAGCAUCUCUCCGUACAUGAUGCGAAAGCGUAGGCCUCCCUUCCACACCUCCAGAACAGGCCCUCCUCCUUACUAUUACCCAGGCUCAGCACCCCCUGGCUGCAGGAGGGGAUCAGCACCACCCAGUCAAGAGAGACUGAAGGAGCAUGACUCCAAAACAGCUUCGUCAAACGUGAAUCAGCAUCCAGACUCAAAUAAUGACCAGAGUGAGGGAGAUGAGGAAGGUAAUGGGGCCAAAGGGGCGAGGUCACAGCAUGAGUCACGGUCGGGCAGGAGAGGUCCAAGACGAGCCCAUAGAAGGUCUUCCUCUGUGAGACAUCCCAGAAGUCCUUUGGCAGGGCAUGUGGAAGACACUAGAGCCACAGAUCCAUACAGCUACUCAGACUCAGAGUCCAGCAGCUCAGAGGACUACUGCUACUACCACCGACCCUACUGCGAAGCCUGUCUGCAGAACCCCUACGCUUCCAGCGGCAGCAGCAGCACCUCCGAAACCUCAGACAGUGAAUUUGAGGAGCUUUACCGCUCCUCUCAUCCUGUGGUCAACUUCAAAGAGGACCUCAAACCCACUUUCGUCUGAGCAGAAGGGGAUAAAUGAAACUAUGUGGAGAGCUGGUGUCUGUGAUAAUCAAACUACUAUAAAUGAUUUUGAAUCAAAACAAUGCAACAAAUAUGGCACUGAAGACAUUCAUGCUACAGGUCAAAAGAUAGGAAAGCAACACUAACUUUGUAAAAAAAAAAGUCAGGUUUUCAAGAAAUAACAAACAAUAUAAUGUAUUAACACAGAGCAGCUGAAUGUUUUUGUUAAAAUUCUGCACCCAUCUUCACCUUUCGCUUUAGAAGAAAAUGCCACAGAUUUCUUUCAAAAUAUCUGCACAGUUUAAUUUUGGAGAUAUGACUUGAAAUGAUUUGAUAUGAAAUGGUAGAGAAACUUUCCAGUUUGGAUUUCUCUACAGGGGUGGUGACAGGAACCAGGGGUCUUGAUGUCUGCAAUGCAAACAUUGCCAUUUUAUUUACUAUCCAAAAUAGCCAGUGAACCAACACAGCCCUUCUGAAUUUUUAUAUUAAUGUUAAAUGUUUUAUAGUUUAAUGUAUUAUAUAUC
Molecule: messenger RNA, 3272 nt
Organism: Pygocentrus nattereri (red-bellied piranha)
Lineage: Eukaryota; Metazoa; Chordata; Actinopteri; Characiformes; Serrasalmidae
Gene: gpr156
Product: G protein-coupled receptor 156
Exons: 10
Coding region: 254-2749 (831 amino acids)
Biological process (GO): G protein-coupled receptor signaling pathway; gamma-aminobutyric acid signaling pathway
Cellular component (GO): membrane; G protein-coupled receptor heterodimeric complex
Molecular function (GO): G protein-coupled GABA receptor activity
Source: RefSeq, a predicted model, not a curated record